This is a messenger RNA of Protobothrops mucrosquamatus (brown spotted pit viper), 1071 nucleotides long. RefSeq names its product chloride intracellular channel 4 (gene CLIC4). The transcript has 6 exons. The record is from RefSeq and is a predicted model, not a curated record. Bases 1 to 771 code for a protein of 256 amino acids. Lineage: Eukaryota; Metazoa; Chordata; Lepidosauria; Squamata; Viperidae.
AUGGCGCUCUCGGUGCCGGUCAACGGCAUGAAGGAGGUGGGCGGCGGCAGCGGCAAGGAGCCCCUCAUUGAACUCUUCGUCAAGGCUGGCAGUGACGGCGAAAGCAUAGGCAACUGCCCCUUCUCUCAGAGGCUCUUCAUGAUACUCUGGCUCAAAGGAGUAGUAUUCAGCGUCACAACGGUUGACUUGAAAAGGAAGCCUGCAGACCUUCAGAAUUUGGCUCCCGGAACACACCCGCCUUUCAUCACCUAUAAUAACGAAGUGAAAACUGAUGUGAACAAGAUUGAAGAGUUCCUUGAAGAAGUUCUCUGCCCACCCAAGUAUGUAAAGCUUUCAGUAAAACACCCAGAAUCCAACACUGCUGGGAUGGACAUCUUUGCUAAAUUUUCAGCAUUCAUCAAGAAUUCCAGACCUGAAGCCAAUGAAGUCUUAGAGAGGGGUCUUUUGAAGACUCUGCAGAAGCUGGAUGAGUACUUACUUAGUCCCCUCCCCGAUGAGAUUGACGAGAACAGCAUGGAAGACAUCCCUGCCUCUACGCGCAAAUUCCUGGAUGGGAACGAGAUGACGCUGGCAGACUGCAACCUGUUACCCAAGCUACAUAUUGUCAAAAUUGUGGCCAAAAAGUAUCGCAACUUUGAUAUUCCCAAGUCUAUGACGGGCAUCUGGAGAUACCUGAAGAACGCCUACAGCCGCGAUGAAUUCACCAACACCUGUCCUGGAGACAAAGAGAUUGAAAUCGCCUACAGCGACGUAGCUAAAAGACUCACUUAAACAAACAAAAAAAAAGCGUUGUUUCACGUGUAUAAGAAAAAGCUUUUUUUAACAGACUGCUCUCUCUCUCUCUCUCUCUUUUUUUUUUUUUGGUCUUUUAAGAUAGCCAUUUACUUUGCAUGUAUCUUGCAGUUAAUUCAAGUGCUACACUGGGCAAACCAGGUACUGUCUCAUUUGUCUUUCUCUCUUUUGUUAAAUGCAAAUUUAUAUUACACGGCUUAUUCGUUUUGCCUCCUGUAAAAGGGCAACUGCAGCUAUUAAUAGGACUGUGUAUAGCCAUUCUGGAAUCUGCCCCCCUCU